AUGGCGAAAACGCAAUCGAAGAGGGGCGGGAAGCUGAAAUCGGAUUCGAAAAAACUCAAGAAAGAUGGGAAUCGUGCGGGGCACAUGGAGAUGAAAUCGCAAAUCAAUCUUCCUGAUGAGGAUAGGAAGGUGAAGAUUGAUUUAGAGGACAUAGAGGAUGAGAUUAACUAUUGGAAACCAUCUUUGGUGUGCUAUGUGCUUGGUUCUAAUCCACCAUUGCACAUCCUUGAAGGUUUUGCAAAACGAAAAUGGUCUGAGAAAGUGGACAAAGUAAAGCUAUUAGCAUAUGGGGUGUUUUUGAUCAGAUUUCAUUCUAUUGAGCAAAGAGAUGAAGUGUUGAAUGGGGGCCAUAUUUUCUUCAAUAGGAAACCGGUCAUUAUGAAGCCAUGGGACCCGAAUUCAAGUGUUAAGAAAGAAGAUGUGAAAUUAGUACCUAUUUGGAUACAAUUAGAGGGCUUAGAACUCAAGUAUUGGGGAGAGAAGUCUUUGUUUAAAAUUGUUCGGCAAUUGGGAAAGCCUAUCAUGGUAGAUGCGAUUACUGUUGGCAACACUACAGUAACAGUCCAGUACGAAUGGAAGCCAAGUGUGUGUCAACAUUGUUAUGGAAUGGGCCAUGUGACUGCUGAAUGUAAAAAGAAAACUCAGGCCAAGAAAGAAUGGGUUGUGAAGGCAGAUAAUAGAGCAGAACCCAGGAAGAAUACACAGGAUGAAGAUGGUUUUCAACCGGUAUCAAAAGGCAAAAAGAUCAGAAUGCAAGAAGACCCUGUAGAAACCGAAAUACAGAAUGUGUUUAGUAUUUUAGAUGGUACAGGGGAAGAGCAACAAGAGGAACAAGAAACUGAGAUUGGGGCCAUACAGAUCAAUACAAGAGGGGGGGGGGGGGAGAUCCCUCUCUUGGAAAUGGAUAAGUUCCUUUGUUGGAAUGUCCGAGGGGCCAACAACACUCAAAAACAAAGAGCAAUCAAGCAACUUAUUCAUAAUCAGGGUGUUGGUUUUGUGGGGCUCCUUGAGACAAGGGUCAAGGUUCACAAAUUGGGAACCUUGUAUCUUAAUGUGUUCGAAGGAUGGUGUUUCUCAACAAACAUCGCUUGGCAUCGAGGUGGAAGGAUUGUCAUUGCUUGGAAUCCGGUAAGAUACAUUGUGGAUAUUAUUAAAUGUACAAGUCAACUAAUGCAUUUAAAAAUCUCUACAAUGGAUCAUACCUUUAGUAGCUUUGCUACUAUCAUUUAUGCUUUCAAUAAUAAAGCUAGGAGAGAGACACUAUGGAAAGAUUUGGCAGCUUUAGCAACAAUGGAGAGCUGGUUUUUAAUGGGAGACUUUAAUGAUAUUCUCUUAAAGGAGGAGAGAAUAGGACAUAAAGUCAAGUAUUAUCCAGAUAUAGCUUUUGCAAACUGUGUUGAGCAGUGUCGGUUGGAAGAUGUGAAGGCAACUGGGAAUUUUUUCACAUGGUCAAACAAACAACAAGGGAAAGAUAGAAUUUGUUCAAAAAUUGAUAGAGUUAUGGCUAACCAAGCAUGGCUUGAUCAAUAUCUGACAGCAGAGGCGAACUUUCUGAGCGAAGGGACAUUUGAUCAUUCUCCUUGUGUGUUAUCCUUGUAUUCAAGGAGAGUUGAAGGAAGGAGUGUUGGAAUGUGGAGUAGUUACCUGAACUUCAGCAAUAAGGUUCAGGAUGUAUGGAACAAUCGGGUAUAUGGGACCAAGAUGUAUCAAGUGAUAUCCAAGCUCAAAGCUCUAAAGCCAGUUCUAAAAGAGAUUAACAAAGAUGGUUUCUCUGAUAUGCACACGGCUGUCCAAAGAGCCCAGGGUGAUCUAGAAAAUGUGCAACAACAACUACAGCAAGAUCCGCUUGAUAUUGAGAUGAUUGAUAGAGAAUUGGCUGCGAGAACUAAGCUAAUCCGAGUGCAGCAAGACUAUUCAACAUUUCUGCAACAGAAGGCUAAGGUCACUUGGAUCCAAAAUGGAGACUUGAAUACUGCAAUUUUCCAUGCAAGUAUCAAGCAAAGAGCAAGACAUAAUCAGAUUUUCUCCAUUGAAAACCAGCUGGGUUCUAGGAUCAUUGACCCCAAUCUGAUCUCAACAGCUUUUGUUGAUUACUAUAAGGAGUUGCUGGGAACAAGCAUGGCUAACAGAAGGACUGUUCUCAAGAAGAUAGUUAGCAGGGGAAACAAGGCCCUUGGUCCAGAUGGUUUCUCGAGCUUUUUCUUCCAAGAUUGCUGGGAGAUAGUGGGAGACGACAUAUUUCAGGCAGUGACUUCUUUUCUGGAAUCAGGUAAUCUUCUUAAAGAGAUCAAUGCUACAAUCUUGACAUUAGUCCCCAAAAAAAAAUGUCCUAACACAGUUAAAGAUUUUAGGCCAAUAGCUUGUUGUAAUGUUAUUUAUAAGAUUGCAACAAAGCUUUUGUGUUCUAGAAUCAAACUAAUUCUCCCUAAUUUAGUCUCCUUGAACCAAGGAGGCUUUAUUAAAGGGAGAUUCAUAGGACAUAACAUUAUGAUUUGUCAGGAUUUGUUGAGACAUUAUGGGAGGAAGAAUAAUAAACCUUCAUGUAUUAUCAAAUUAGAUCUGCAGAAGGCAUAUGACACUAUAGAAUGGGAUUUUAUUGAAGAAAUGUUGCAGGGACUCUUAUUUCCACCUAAGUUCAUUAAACUAGUUAUGAACUGUGUGAGAACACCUCACUUUUCAUUGAUGUUUAAUGGCACUUUACAUGGAUAUUUUGAGUCAAAAAGAGGUCUUCGACAGGGGGAUCCAAUGUCUCCUCUUCUAUUCGUGUUGGGAAUGGAGUACCUCACUCGAAUAAUGGGGAGAAUAGGUGACAAAGAAGACUUCUAUUAUCAUGACCGAUGUGCAGCCACUUCUCUAAACCACCUAGCUUUUGCUGAUGAUGUAUUACUGUUUUGCAAUGGGGAUCUCAAGAGUGUUUACUAUCUGCUACAAGGUCUCAAGUUAUUUUCUGAAACAUCUGGUUUGAAUCCAAAUGCUACAAAAUCGGCUAUGUACACUUGUAAUAUGCCUGAAGAUCAAGUUAGGAGAAUUAAGGCAAUAUCUGGUUUUCAGCACCAAUCCUUACCCUUUACUUAUUUGGGAGUUCCCAUUGGUGCAAAGAGAAUAUCUGGGAAGGAAUGUGAGAUCCUAGCUGAGAAAAUGACAGCAAGAAUCAAAGUGUGGAGUUCUAGAAAUCUCUCCUUUGCGGGGAGAGUGGUUCUCAUCAAUUCUGUCUUAAUGGCCAUUCACUCUUAUUGGUGUCAGGUAAUGAUUCUACCUAAGAAAGUGGUGUCCAAUAUUGAAGCUAUAUGCAGGAACUUUCUAUGGAAUGCCAAAGCUGAGUACCAUGGGCCAGGUGCAAUUGCUUGGGAUUUUAUUUGCCAACCAAAAGUAGCUGGGGGAAUUGGUUUCAAGGAUAUAGGCUCUUGGAAUAAGGCGGCAAUGGGGAAGUACAUUUGGGCUAUUGCUAACAAAGAAGAUAGUUUAUGGAUGAGGUGGAUUAAUAGUGUCUAUCUUCAUAAUGGUGAUUGGUGGGCCUAUGAAACAUCAAGCCAAACCAGCUGGUAUUGGAGAUGUUUAUUGAGGCUCAAGGAUCAAUUUAAAAUGAGUAACCAGCCCAUGAUGUUGCAGCAGUAUACCAUCUCGACAGGGUAUAAGUUGCUGGUGCAAAAUCCACCUAAGCUUCAGUGGACAAGACAGGUUUGGAGCCGUCUUAAUGCUCCAAAACACUGCUUCAUAUUAUGGCUUGCAAUGCAUCAACGACUCAAAACCAGAGAUCGGCUCUUCAAAAUGAAAAUCAUCACAGAUACAACAUGUAUUUUCUGCUGUGAUAGAUCUGAAACUGCAGAACACUUGUUCUUUGCUUGUCCGAACACACUAAUUUACUUGCAGGAUAUCAAGAGCUGGCUCGGAAUGAGAACAAUGCAUACAAACCUUCCCAACAUCAUCAAAUGGCUAGGAAGAUUGAAGGAAUCAAAAUUCAAGCUGCUGGUUUUUACAGCAGCUGUUGCCGGUUUGGUGUACACUGUAUGGCAGCUGAGAAAUAGGAAGUUGUGGACCAAAGAAGAGAAGUCAAGCUCACUGGACUUUUCUUGUAUGGAAACUUCUUGUAAGAGAAGCAAUUCUCUUAUGGAAAGAAUCAAGACCGAAUACAAGAUCGUACUGUUUAUGGCAGGAAUCAAGACCCAAUAUAAGAGGAUCCCUCCGUAUGAGCGGACCGCGCCCACUCAGCUCUUCCACCAACGGGCCAAGACCUUUGCCACUUAUGACAAGAAGGAUCUUGGCGUCGGGGGAUUGGUCACGACGGAGAAUUACUGGAAGGCCAAGCUGAUCCUAGGGCAUCAGUUGGUGGAGGACUCCAACCUUUCUAAGGUUAUCUGCCCAAACGUAAGGGUUCCGGCCGCGGAGAAGACCUUCCGGGAUGAGAUCAUUGCCACUGCAGAAGAGAAGUACCGAGAGUAUCUCGACUGGAAGGCCCAGGAGAAGGCUUACACCAAGGCCCAGGCAGCUGCGGGGAGGCCCCGUCGCGUUGGGAGUCCGGUUGAGAGGAGGACCCAGGCGGCUGUCGGGAGACCCCUUCGCAUUGGGAGCCCGGUUGAGAAGAGGGCUCCCAGGCCAAGGCCUACCGUCCAGGUACCGAAUACGGGGGCUCUUGAUGCCAGUACUUCCGGCUCUGCAGCUAAUCCCAUGGAGGCGAUCUUGGCCACCCUUGCCGGAGCCCAUAGUCGUGAUGCUUCCCUUCCUCCAACUUCUUCCCAGAUGGCCUUUACUCACUCUUGCUUCCUUUUCCAGCUUGCUGCAGAGGCCGGCCGCCUUUCCAAAAACAUAAUUAAUCACGGCUUCGUCUUGUCCGAAUUUGGGGGCAUAGAUAAAGUCGUGAAGAUCCUGCAGGACCUGUCUGCUGAAAGGCGGUCGCUCCAGGAGGAGGUUGCGCGACAGGAGGCCCUUGCUAAGGCCAAGUUCGAGGAAGAGGCUAAGCAAAGGGAAGCCCAAGCGGAGGCGAUGAUCCGAGAGGAGGUCCUUCGGAGGGAUAGGCUGGAGGUAAAGCACCGGGAAGCAUUGAGGGCGGAGGGCGAGGCUGUUGCCAAGGCCAAACGCGAGCUCCGGGAGGCUAGGGAGGCCUUAGACGAAAUGGCCGCUAGGGUAAAGUCCUUAGAGGAAUUGCACCAGGCGGACUUGGAGUCCAGGGCUAACUUGGCCGUGGAGCUGAAGGAGCUUAAGGACUUUAAAGACCAAUCCUUGAAGAAGGCUAAGAAAGAUGAGCUCCUUUCUCUUAUCUCCUGCAGCCGUUGCAUCUAG
Cannabis sativa is the source of this 5277-nucleotide messenger RNA. RefSeq lists its product as uncharacterized. Gene Ontology annotation, molecular function: catalytic activity. Lineage: Eukaryota; Viridiplantae; Streptophyta; Magnoliopsida; Rosales; Cannabaceae. Bases 1 to 5277 code for a protein of 1758 amino acids. The transcript is spliced from 10 exons. The record is from RefSeq and is a predicted model, not a curated record.